Molecule: messenger RNA, 2648 nt
Organism: Cynocephalus volans (Philippine flying lemur)
Lineage: Eukaryota; Metazoa; Chordata; Mammalia; Dermoptera; Cynocephalidae
Gene: SLC43A2
Product: solute carrier family 43 member 2
Exons: 14
Coding region: 263-1972 (569 amino acids)
Biological process (GO): transmembrane transport; neutral amino acid transport
Molecular function (GO): neutral L-amino acid transmembrane transporter activity; L-amino acid transmembrane transporter activity
Source: RefSeq, a predicted model, not a curated record
AUUGGCAGCCCUCAGGUGUGCCCCUGCCCAGGUGGCGGGGCCUCAAGCUGCCUCCCUUUCCGGCCCCCAAGAAAUGUCAGUCCUGCCGGGGACCAGGAGUAGUUCUACGUCCCUGAGCAUGCGUUGGUCCCUUCCUGCUUCCAUGCCUCAGUUUACCUCGGAGUGAGCUGAGGAAGAAGUCUCCCUGCCUGACCAGGGCGGCUCCCGCGUAGCCAAGGGCAGCGGUGGCCGCAGAGCCGGAGCCGGGCCGCCGCGCCGCACCAUGGCGCCCACCCUGGCCACUGCCCAUCGGCGCCGCUGGUGGAUGGCCUGCACGGCCGUGUUGGAAAACCUCCUCUUCUCGGCAGUCCUCCUGGGCUGGGGCUCGCUGCUCAUCAUGCUCAAGUCUGAGGGCUUUUACUCCUACCUGUGUACUGAGCCAGAGAAUGUCACCAAUGGCACAGUGGGGGGCACAGCAGAGCCGGAGCACAAGGAGGCGAGCUGGAUGAAUGGCUGGCUCAGCUGCCAGGCCCAGGAUGAGAUGCUAAAUUUGGCCUUCACCGUGGGCUCCUUCCUGCUCAGUGCCAUCACCCUGCCCCUGGGCAUCGUCAUGGACAAGUACGGCCCGAGGAAGCUCAGGCUGCUGGGCAGUGCCUGUUUUGCUGUCUCCUGCUUGCUGAUUGCAUAUGGAGCAAGUAACCCAAACUCUCUCUCUGUGCUCAUCUUCAUCUCCCUGGCUCUGAAUGGCUUUGGUGGGAUGUGCAUGACGUUCACCUCACUAACACUGCCCAACAUGUUCGGCGACCUUCGGUCCACGUUUAUUGCCUUGAUGAUUGGAUCCUAUGCCUCCUCGGCAGUCACCUUUCCAGGAAUCAAGCUCAUCUACGACUUUGGCGUCCCCUUCAUCAUCAUCCUCGUGGUCUGGGCUGGCUGCUCCGGGCUGGUUUUCCUCAACUGCUUCUUUAACUGGCCUCUGGAGCCCUUCCCAGGACCAGAGGACAUGGACUACUCGGUGAAGAUCAAGUUCAGCUGGCUGGGCUUUGACCACAAGAUCACAGGGAAGCAGUUCUACAAGCAGGUGACCACAGUGGGGCGCCGCCUCAGUGUGGGCAGCUCCAUGAGGAGUGCCAAGGAGCAAGGGGUGCUGCAGGAGGGCCACAAGCUAUGCCUGUCCACCGUCGACCUGGAGGUGAAGUGCCAGCCUGAUGCUGCAGUGGCCCCCUCGUUCAUGCAGAGCGUGUUCAGCCCCAUCCUGCUGCUCAGCCUGGUCACCAUGUGCGUCACCCAGCUGCGGCUCAUCUUCUACAUGGGGGCCAUGAACAACAUCCUCAAGUUCCUGGUCAGCGGCGACCAGAGCACAGUUAGCCUCUACACCUCCAUCUUCGGCGUGCUCCAGCUGCUGUGCCUGCUGACGGCCCCCGCCAUCGGCUACAUCAUGGACUGGAGGCUGAAGGAGUGUGAAGACACCUCCGCAGAGCCCGAGGAGGGAGACACCGACCAAGGUGAGAAGAAGGUGAAGAAGCGGGACCGGCAGAUCCAGAAGGUCACCAACGCCACACGGGCCUUCGCCUUUACAAACCUGCUGCUCGUGGGUUUUGGGGUGACCUGCCUUAUUCCCAACCUGCCUCUACAGAUCCUCUCCUUCAUCCUGCACACCAUUGUGCGAGGAUUCAUCCACUCUGCUGUUGGGGGCCUGUAUGCCGCUGUGUACCCCUCUACCCAGUUUGGCAGCCUCACGGGACUGCAGUCUCUGGUCAGUGCGCUCUUCGCUCUCCUGCAGCAGCCGCUGUUUCUGGCCAUGAUGGGUCCCCUCGAAGGAGACCCUCUGUGGGUGAAUGUGGGGCUGCUUGCCGUGAGCAUGCUGGGGUUCUGCCUGCCCCUCUACCUGAUCUGCUACCGACGCCAGCUGGAGAAGCAGCUGCAGCAGAAGAGAGAGGACGACAAGCUUUUCCUCAAGAUCAACGGCUCGUCCAACCGGGAGGCUUUCGUGUAGCGCCUGCCACCUCAGAACUGUGGCUUCCUGCCUGUGCUUCAGUGACUGGCCGACGUCCUCCUCCCCACCCCAGAGGACCCCACGCACCCCCAGGACCUUCUCCUUUACCACAUUGGAGUCUACACUCCCCCACCCAGAGCCCUGGACCUGCCUUGGAGCUCUGCAGAAGGACAGGAGAGGGCCCAGGGUGGGUGGGUUUCCUACUGCUGGGAGCGGGCGCUGCCCUGAAUUUGCUUUGCCACCCCCAGGGGACCCUGGGGCCUUGGGUCUCCAUGGCACCUGCAGCAGUCGAGAGUACCCCCUGCAAGCAGGCUCUCCCCCUCGAGUGUCUGGAUUCUGCCUCUUGCCAAAGCAGAGGGGUCUGCCUUCCACUGCCCACCACCCACCCUCAGCUGCAUGCCCACCAAGCAUACCUGCCUGAGGACAAAGGCUUGCACUCUCUGCACCCCCGCCUGGCCUCUCACCUCCUCCCCUGGCCAGUCUGAGGCUGCCUGAGGAAGGAAGGACCUGCUUCCUGUUGUUGGUGCUAACUCUUGAAUUUCCAGCCCCCUGUGGCCUGUCCAUGGCCUGUCCUCCCAUUCAAGGCCUGUGGAGAAGCCCCCCUGGCUUACAGCCUGGGGAGGGGACGGAGAGCUGGAUGUUCACACAAAGCCUCAAGAGCUGUGGACAAGGCUAA